GGGAGCCCAGCUUCUAACCACGUCGCAGGCGCCUAUCGCAGGCUUGUCGGUCGUGUCUCAACUGACCGGAGGUAACAUGGGGGCCCUGGCAGCCAGGCGCUGCGUCGAGUGGCUGCUGGGCCUCUACUUCGUCUCGCAUAUCCCCAUCACGCUGUUCAUCGACCUGCAGGCGGUACUACCGCCAGAACUCUACCCUCAGGAGUUCAGCAACCUGUUGCAGUGGUACUCUAAGGAGUUCAAAGACCCUCUGAUGCAGGAACCCCCGGUGUGGUUCAAGUCCUUCCUGCUGUGUGAGCUUGUGUUCCAGCUGCCUUUCUUUCCCAUUGCAGCAUAUGCCUUCUUUAAAGGAAGCUGCCGGUGGAUCCGAAUCCCUGCAAUCAUUUAUGCAGCUCACACCAUAACAACUCUAAUCCCCAUCCUCUAUACAUUCCUAUUUGAGGAUUUCUCUAAAGCUGCUGCCUUCAAGGGACAAAGACCUGGGAAUUUCCGUGAACGACUGACCCUCGUAGGAGUCUAUGCCCCUUAUUUAAUAAUCCCCCUUAUACUCCUCCUGUUCAUGCUUCGGAACCCUUACUACAAGAAUGAUGAGAAAAGAAAGAAAAAAUAAGGGACAGCCACUGGCCUGGUGGGGAAGAUCCCACAGCAUAGUUGCCUUUUGGACAACACAAGAAAACUGCUCUGAACCCGUGUCAACAGCAUUUGAAACACCAACAACAGUGCACACGAACAAGAUAGUGACAAGAGCCUUGCCACGCCUUCACCUUCCAAGGGCUGAACAGGCCACCAGCAGGGGUGUGACCAAGUUACAGCAAAAUGGUGCCAAAGCUCUACCACAGCACUGCUAAAAGGACAGAAGAGAGAAGCCGGUUAGCUCCUGACCUAGAUGUACACACUUGAUUAAGUCCUCAACUCGACCUUGAUAGUCGACAAACGAGCAGGAUUUUGUCUCUUUAGCAUCUUUUAACAUGGUUUCCUGCCCACACCUCCACCUCUGGGAGAAAAGUUUAUUGUAGCCUCAUAUGAGUCCAAGCCAGAAAUGGGUUACAGUGGAAGGAAGGUACUCCAGUUCUGUCUUGAACAGACUGCCUGGUCUCUGAGUUAUUCUGGUGCUAGUUCCAUGAACCACUCUCAUACAUCCCUACUCUGGCAUCUCACAACACUGGGCUCCCCAGUACACAGAUUCGUCCUUCCCAUUCUAUCCAGUGAGGUUAACUAUGACUGCCAGUGAGCGUGUGCUGUUUGUACUACUGGCUUUCCUUACCGGUGGGUGCUAGGUAGUGCUGGUUUGCUCACAAGCCAUAUUGCUGUGGUUAUCACUGUCUGACUUGUAUGUCCAGUCCAAAUAAAGGUAGCUGCUCAUCACUGCCUGGUUUGUUGUAUGGAUUGGGGGUGGGGUAGAAAUACACAGCACCACGGAUGAAAGACCAAGGCAUUUGCAAAUGGUAUUUAUUGCUUUUCCUCAAGAGCUUUGUGAAUGUACAAAAAAAAAAAAAAAAAAA
Grammomys surdaster is the source of this 1499-nucleotide messenger RNA. It is a transcript of the gene Tmem97, whose product is annotated as transmembrane protein 97. Gene Ontology annotation, cellular component: endoplasmic reticulum. The transcript has 3 exons. Bases 77 to 607 code for a protein of 176 amino acids. NCBI's taxonomy places the organism in Eukaryota, Metazoa, Chordata, Mammalia, Rodentia, Muridae. The record is from RefSeq and is a predicted model, not a curated record.